CCUCCUUUGUUUCUGUCUUCUCCUCCCCUUCUCUCUCCCUCGCGAGAAUUUGCUUUUGUUAUUACCCCCAGCUUGACCUAACUCCUCCAUCGCUCUCCUCCAGCUUGGCUAGAACAGGAACCAUUGUUAAUCAUUUUUUUUCAGUUCCUUUUCAAUUAUGAAUCGGAGGUUAUGAUUAGCACCAUGGUUCUCCAUUUUUUUUUCUUUUAAUUAAGUUGCAGGUGUCUGUGUUUUUGCUCAAGCUGCUACAUCACCUUGAGAAUUGCAGUGAAGUGAGGAAGAUUUUCUUAUAGUUCUUGGCGUGCAUCCUGAUCUCAUUUUCAUAUGGCUGCAUCGUCUGCUUCAAAAUUGUUUCGCGCUGGUCGUUCAUUGCUUGGGGGCCUGAAGGAUCCUAAUGGGUCAAUAGGAUUGUCAAAGGACUUGCCCAGAAGUUAUCUAUUUUCUCAGCAACAAAGGACUUUUAUACAGAUGAGGACCAAUCUCAAAGUCGUGGACAACUCGGGGGCAAAAAGGGUAAUGUGCAUACAGGCUUUAAAAGGAAAAAGAGGAGCCAGAUUGGGAGACACGAUAGUAGCAUCAGUGAAGGAAGCGCAGCCUGGUGGGAAAGUGAAAAAAGGACAAGUUGUUUAUGGUGUCGUCGUUCGUGCAGCCAUGCAGCGAGGCCGUAGUGAUGGGAGUGAAAUCAAGUUUGAUGAUAACGCUGUCGUACUUGUGAAUAAGCAAGGAGAACCAAUUGGAACCAGAGUCUUUGGCCCCGUUCCACACGAGCUGAGGAAGAAGAAGCAUGUUAAGAUUCUUAGUCUUGCACAGCAUAUUGCUUGAGCAGUGGCCUUCUGUGAUGCACUUUGUGUAUUCUGACUGUUUUUCUCAAGCAGCUGUUGCACCCAUUUGUGGAGAAAUGGAUAGGUUUUUACAAGUUCUCUGAGAGCUUAAUUUAGUUACUAGUUAAUUCAGAUAUUCACCAAUGAAAUGGGAAGUUCCAACAUUAAUUUCCUUGUUGCCUUCUA
Messenger RNA from Coffea arabica (coffee), 1007 nucleotides. RefSeq names its product large ribosomal subunit protein uL14mz-like. Lineage: Eukaryota; Viridiplantae; Streptophyta; Magnoliopsida; Gentianales; Rubiaceae. Gene Ontology annotation, biological process: translation. Gene Ontology annotation, molecular function: large ribosomal subunit rRNA binding; structural constituent of ribosome. The record is from RefSeq and is a predicted model, not a curated record. Gene Ontology annotation, cellular component: ribosome; mitochondrial large ribosomal subunit.